Peromyscus eremicus (cactus mouse) is the source of this 931-nucleotide messenger RNA. Its product is annotated as peroxiredoxin-1. Gene Ontology annotation, molecular function: thioredoxin peroxidase activity. Gene Ontology annotation, cellular component: cytosol. NCBI's taxonomy places the organism in Eukaryota, Metazoa, Chordata, Mammalia, Rodentia, Cricetidae. The record is from RefSeq and is a predicted model, not a curated record. Bases 102 to 701 code for a protein of 199 amino acids. Gene Ontology annotation, biological process: hydrogen peroxide catabolic process; cell redox homeostasis; cellular response to stress. The transcript has a single exon.
GGGUUAUAAAAGCUGCACCCCGCGCACGUCUCGGGCGUCGUCUUCCUUCCUUGCCGUGAGUGUUUCUCGGAGACCUGUGACUCGGCCCUGCUGAUUUCAAGAUGUCUACAGGAAAUGCAAAAAUUGGGCAUCCUGCCCCCAACUUCAAAGCCACAGCUGUUAUGCCAGAUGGACAAUUCAAAGAUAUCAGCCUAAGUGAAUACAAAGGAAAAUAUGUCGUAUUCUUCUUUUAUCCUCUUGAUUUUACUUUUGUGUGCCCCACUGAGAUCAUUGCUUUCAGUGACAGGGCAGAAGAAUUUAAGAAACUCAAUUGCCAAGUGAUUGGAGCUUCUGUGGAUUCUCACUUCUGUCAUCUGGCAUGGAUUAAUACACCCAAGAAACAAGGAGGAUUGGGACCCAUGAACAUUCCUUUGGUAUCAGAUCCCAGGCGUACCAUUGCUCAGGAUUAUGGAGUCUUAAAGGCUGAUGAAGGUAUCUCUUUCAGGGGCCUCUUUAUUAUUGAUGAUAAAGGUAUCCUUCGACAGAUCACUAUAAAUGAUCUUCCUGUUGGCCGCUCUGUGGAUGAGAUUCUGAGACUAGUGCAGGCCUUCCAGUACACUGACAAGCAUGGUGAAGUGUGCCCUGCCGGCUGGAAACCUGGCAGUGAUACCAUCAAGCCUGAUGUCCAAAAGAGCAGAGAAUAUUUCUCUAAGCAGAAGUGAGCAGUGGGCCAUUUUUCUGCCAGGCUGCAUUGGUCAGCCAGAAGAAAAUUUCUUGUACUCUAUAUUCGUGCUUAAACAAAAUGUGGUGUGAUUCAAGACAUCCCUUUCCUACAGUACUGGGGUCGGUUAGCCUUUCUUCCACUAUUGGGAAUAGCCUGAGGUUUGUUGUGAGUUGCAGAAAUCAACCUGUUGUUCUUUUUUUUUAGUAUCUAUUAAACUUGAUCUCUGAG